GAAGAAAAACGAAAAAAAAAAAAAAACAGCAAAAAGAAAUAAUCGACAAAGAGAACAAAAUAUUUUUUUCCUUCUGCCAAAUAGAAACAAUUAAAAAAAUUUAGUUUAAUCAUUCUAAGAUUAUACCAGCUGUAUCAUUACUGUAAUUUUGUUGUACGAGAGGGAACAGUUUCAAUUUGUCUAAACAGAAACCAACUAAGGUGAGAACUGACCUAUACAAUCUAACGAAAAAUGGCAUCCAAACAGGUCUCCGAAUGCAAAACAGAUUCUUCAGAUCCAAAACUUUUAAGAAGUGCCAGCUUACACGAACUACCAAUGCCAACAAAAUGCUUCCGACGAAGCAUGAGUGAAUUUUAUGAGACAUUUCGAAACAAAUCUGCUCGAAAGAUUACUAUGGAAGACAUCAUUGCCGCCAGAAGUAUUCUUGAAAACAGCAUUAAAAAGACUCCAUGUCUCCGAUCCAAGAUGUCUUCCCAAUUUGGAAUGGAACUUUACUUGAAAAACGAAGCUAUGCAAACAACAGGAAGCUUCAAAGACCGUGGUGCUAGAUAUACGUUACUGAAAUUAACAAAGGAAGAACGGAUAAAUGGAGUUGUUGCUGCAAGUCUUGGUAAUCAUGCGAUAGCCUUGGCCUACCACGGAUAUGAUCUCGGAAUCCCAAUAACACUUAUCAUGCCUCUCAUUACACCAACAAUGAAGAUCAAAGCGUGCCAGAACUACAACGCCAACAUAAUUAUGGAAGGAUAUCAAUUAGCAGAGAUAUAUAAUUUUAUCAUGUGUCUACGUAUCCCUUUAAGUGUGUUUCUUUUCUGUUUGUUGUUCAUUCCAUUAUACAGAUACGAUCAUCCUGAUAUGGUAGCCGGUGCCGGAACAAUGGGUCUUGAAAUUGUGGAGCAAAUUCCAGAUUUAGAUGCUUGCAUCAUACCGGUCGGUGGAGGAGGGUUAAUCGCUGGCUGUGCUGUGGCAAUCAAGUUCCUUGUACCAACUUGCAAAAUUAUUGGUGUAGAGGCAGAAGCGUGCGCCAAUUACACAGCAGCAGUAAAAAGUGGUACACCUACCUAUACUAAUCCGAAUCCAAGCCUGGCUGAAGGUUUGUCUAUACCAAUGGUCGGUUCCAAUUCGUUUGCGACGGCAGCCAAAUAUGUCGACAAAAUUGUUACUGUGAGAGAAGAUAGCAUUGCAUUGGCAAUUCUGAGACUUGUGGAACAAGAGAAAUCCAUCAUUGAGGGAGCUGGUGCUGUUGGAUUAGCCGCACUCUUGGAAGAUUCCUGUCCUGAGCUCCAAGGUAAAAAAGUGGUUGUAACAUUAUGUGGUGGAAACAUCGAUACUCCCGCGUUGGGAAAGGUUCUUGACCGUGGUCUUGUGGCUGAUAAACGUCUCAUAAAAUUCGUUGCUGUUAUUAGCGAUAAACCUGGAGGAUUAUCAGAUUUUACCACAUUAAUCUCUUCAAUCGGCAUCACUAUCAAGGAUAUCUUUCAUGAACGAGCAUGGUUGAAUGGUGAUGUAUUUUCCGUCAAGGUAAGAACAGAAUUAUUACAAAACCAAUAA
This is a messenger RNA of Octopus bimaculoides (California two-spot octopus), 1548 nucleotides long. RefSeq lists its product as uncharacterized. The record is from RefSeq and is a predicted model, not a curated record. Lineage: Eukaryota; Metazoa; Mollusca; Cephalopoda; Octopoda; Octopodidae. Gene Ontology annotation, molecular function: pyridoxal phosphate binding; threonine deaminase activity; L-serine ammonia-lyase activity. Gene Ontology annotation, biological process: L-threonine catabolic process; L-serine catabolic process.